Messenger RNA from Aspergillus saccharolyticus JOP 1030-1, 1207 nucleotides. Its product is annotated as C2H2-type zinc finger protein. Bases 204 to 1013 code for a protein of 269 amino acids. The record is from RefSeq and is a predicted model, not a curated record. Gene Ontology annotation, cellular component: chromatin. Lineage: Eukaryota; Fungi; Ascomycota; Eurotiomycetes; Eurotiales; Aspergillaceae. Gene Ontology annotation, biological process: regulation of transcription by RNA polymerase II. The transcript has a single exon. Gene Ontology annotation, molecular function: DNA-binding transcription factor activity, RNA polymerase II-specific; RNA polymerase II cis-regulatory region sequence-specific DNA binding.
CUCUUGUUUCUUCAAUGUUCUUGUGCUCUGUGCAGAGGUUUGGGUUGUUGGGUUGCUUGAAUCCGGCGAGAUUCAUGGCCGACGGCAGCCGGAGAUAGGAUAGAUAAGGGGACGACAACAACCCCAGGACUGAAGGGAGAUUGAGAUAAAGAGACUCGGAACUAAUCAGGACUCGCGCAGGUCGAUUGAUAACGGUGGACAAAAUGGCUAGCUGUCAAGCAAGCUUUGUGUCAAUCUUGAACAAUGACGACAACCCGGCCUUUACGGUGCGGUCUGCACCGGGCAUCUCUCGACAGAAUUCCGCUUCUUCCUACUCCUCGUACCACUACGAACCUCAGCAGACGACGACAGCGACGACGACGACGACGACAAGGACGUUGACUCCUGAUUUCCGUUACCACCAUCAUGCCUACACGAACUCUCCCUCCGUAUCACCCGCCAUGGCCCGUCAUCCCUUCGACCCGGUGUCUGAGCCCACGCAACCCACGUCGCCCGGAUCCUCCGACUGCUCCUACGACUACAUGAGCAGCGGGGCCAGCGUCCGAUCGCACUACCACCUGAGCCGGCAAGAGGCCCAUGGCUACCGGCCCAUGUCGGAGAAGCGCAUCAGCGGGAGCUCGGUGGUCGAGCCCCCGUCGCCGCAGCCCUCGAUCGGAAGCACCUCCAAGGAGAGCAUGGCGGCCAAGUCCGGGGUUCGCAAGAACAAGUACCCUUGCCCCUUUGCCGCCAGCCAUAGCUGCACGGCGACCUUCACCACUUCAGGGCAUGCCGCCCGCCACGGCAAGAAGCACACGGGCGAGAAGAGCGUCCAUUGCCCCAUCUGCAACAAGGCCUUCACCCGCAAGGACAACAUGAAGCAGCACAUCCGCACGCACCGUACGCACUCGGAGGAGAUGCCCCCGGCCCUGGCCACCGACCGCGACAGCGACGGGAGCAGCAGCUGGUCGACGCGGCGGAGCAACACCUCGUCUACCUACGCCCACCAGCGGUCGACCAGCCAGGCCCAGCGGUAGAAGACCUGACGAUGUCAUGCCUGAUGAGUAUGAUGAGAGAGAUUCAUGGCGACUUCUUUUUGUGUCACUUUAUUCAAUUUCCCCUCUCUUCCACCCUCAUUCUCUAUGCUGGGCUGGGUGGGCUAUUAUGGCCCAGAGAAUGAGUUAACUCUAUCUACGGGUGGAAGAUAUCCUCAACCGCUGCUGUGGGUGGC